CAAAGCCCCAAUUAUCCUGUAUUUGCUUUUCGUUCCAGUUCAGGUUGAGCCCUAAUAAGGGGAAGAAGACCAGUCCCCGGUCCUCACCAACUUUUUCUGUUCUGAUGGUAGAGAGUUUUAUUUGAUAGAAAGAAAUAAAAAACAGUUGAGAUAAUUUCUGAUUUAGUCGCCACAAUGACUUCUGCAAAGAAAAAUUACAAGGAAAAAGUUGUUCGUCGCAAAGAAGAGAAAGCAGCAGAACAGCCUGAACUUCCAAAAUAUAGAGACCGAGCAAAAGAGCGUAGGGAGGAUCAAAACCCAGAUUAUGAAGCUACUGAAUUGGGCUCAUUUCACGCCGUUGCUCCACCUGGAACUGUCGAUCUUGGGCCAGCUGAGGCACAAAAGUUUUCCAUAGAGAAGAGCAAGUACCUCGGAGGUGAUGUGGAGCAUACUCACCUGGUGAAAGGAUUGGAUUAUGCUUUACUUAAUAAAAUUCGGAGUGAAAUCGACAAGAAGCCAGAUUCUGGUGAGGAAAGUGAUGGAAAACAACCUAGGGCAUCCAAGGAAGAUCAACAGUUGUUGUUUCGCACUGCGACUGCAAAGUCUGUUUAUCAAUGGAUAGUGAAGCCCCAAACUGUUAUCAAGUCAAAUGAAAUGUUCCUUCCCGGUAGAAUGGCUUUUAUUUUUAACAUGGAAAAUGGAUAUUCUCAUGACAUUCCGACUACGGUGCAUAGGAGUAGAGCUGACUGUCCACAGCCUGAGGAAAUGGUUACUGUCAGUGUAGAUGGUUCUGUGCUUGAUCGAAUUUCUAAAAUCAUGUCAUAUUUACGUCUUGGAUCUUCUGGGAAGGUUCUCAAAAAGAAAAAGAAGGAUAGAGAUGUAAAAGGAAAGAUAUCUGCUCUGGCUCAUGAAUAUGAUGAAGAUGAUAAGCACUCAAAGCCUGAUAGUGGGUUUUCAAAGAUUCAAACUGAACGAGAGAUCCUGCCACCCCCUCCUCCUCUUCCUCCUAGGAAAAAUCAUGUGGAUUCCAGAGAGAACCAAGGCCCAACUGUUGCUACUGCUAGAGCAGAAGAAGAGGACAUCUUUGUCGGUGAAGGUGUGGAGUAUGACAUUCCCGGUAAAGAUGGGAGCCAAAGCCCUGUGUCAGAGGAUAUGGAAGAGUCUCCACGAAAUAAGGAGAAAGUUUCCUAUUUUACAGAACCUGUUUAUGGUCCAGUCCAACCGCCUGCACUACCUCAAGAAUGGCAAGAAACAACUGGGUAUGAUGCAAUGCAAACUCAAGCAUUGGCUGGUUCCUAUCAGGGAGACUGGCAGGAGUACCAAUACGCUGAACAACUAGCUUAUCCUGAUCAGUAUAUCCAGCCAAACAUGCAGGCUUAUGAUCUGCAAGCAGAAGAAAACAAUGUUCUGCAAGAUCCACGUUUUAUGACCCAAGAAGAGAAGGACCGGGGUUUGGGCUCUGUGUUUAAGCGGGAUGAUCAGAGACUUCAACAAUUGAGGGAAAGAGAUGCUCGGGAAAAGGAUCCUAAUUUUAUUUCUGAGAGUUAUUCUGAAUGUUACCCUGGUUAUCAGGAGUAUAAUCGUGAGGUUGUGGACAGUGAUGAUGAAGAUGACUUAUCAAAAAUGGACAUGGGUGGACGGGCAAAAGGUCGGCUCCAUCGGUGGGACUUUGAGACAGAAGAGGAGUGGGCAACAUACAAUGAGCAGAAGGAAGCCAUGCCAAAAGCUGCUUUCCAAUUUGGUGUUAAAAUGCAAGAUGGUCGGAAGACGCGGAAGCAGAAUAAGGACCAGAAACUCACUAAUGAGCUUCACAAGAUCAACAAGAUACUUGCCAGAAAAAAGAAUGACAAGGAGAAUGAUGAUGGUGGUCACUAUGAUGAUGAUUUACAACCAGGAAAGAAACUUAGGGUAUGAGAUUGGAAGCUCCCUGACACUUUUGUAAAAUUUUAUGGGGACUUCUCUCAGUUGUACUUUUUUGGUUGACGGUGCACUUAAUUUGAUAGGCAAACAAGAUUAAUUCAAUGUUGUUCUUCUUUAA
Humulus lupulus (European hop) is the source of this 2017-nucleotide messenger RNA. RefSeq names its product suppressor of mec-8 and unc-52 protein homolog 2. Bases 175 to 1893 code for a protein of 572 amino acids. Gene Ontology annotation, biological process: mRNA splicing, via spliceosome. Gene Ontology annotation, cellular component: nucleus. The transcript is spliced from 11 exons. The record is from RefSeq and is a predicted model, not a curated record. Lineage: Eukaryota; Viridiplantae; Streptophyta; Magnoliopsida; Rosales; Cannabaceae.